AGAUUGGCAAAUUAUUGGAGAUAGUUAUCGGUUACGAUUAUCGGAGUGGAUAGCCUAGUUCGUUUGGAAUUUCUCGAGCUUUCUCUCUCAACUCUGCUACCAGUUUUGAGAGGUCAAAUAAAUAAGAAAUAAGAAUCUUUUCUUUAUAGGCAACUUUGUUCAUGGUCGUAUGAGCUAUCAGCUAAUCACCAGUCAAAUUGGCGAUCAGAUGUAUUCAGGAAUAUUAUAAUGGAAGAGAAAAAAAUAGAGUCCACUGCUCUUGAUAGAGCUUUAAAAAGGCGUUUUUCACUGCUGGAAAAGACCAGGAUUCACAGAAUUGCUGAAAGAUGCUUUCAAUCAGAUGAACCUCCGGUUCGAGAACGUAGAUUUAUUGUCAAAGGCUUGGGAGACACUGAGCGUCCAAUAAAUAUAGCUAAGAAGGCAGAUGUUGCAAAAGUAACUUAUCACCCUAUCGAUCCUGAGGUUAUACGGAAUUACAAUACUUGGCUUGCUGAGAGAAAAACGUUGAGAGAAGAUUUAAACCAGUUAGGAAAUUACACUUCAUGGAUUCAAGGGAAACGAAAUCCAACAGCAUUAGAAUCGAGGGUACUUCAGACACAGACCGCAAAGCUCAAUGCUCUCUGUAGUGAUUACAGCGACUCUAUACCUUCCACUCCUGAACUACAGGACUCCUCUCUGGCUGAUUCAGACCGAGCGAUCUCCAGAUCCACCGUUGCCACCCCACCCCCUGUUUCUGAUGCCAUCAGGAUCCUGCAGGAGUAUGUAGAUAAGAGACAUCUCCGUCUACAUGAUCUUUUUACGCAGAUGGAUAAGAACAAGUGCUGGUCUAUUGGUGCACCAGAACUUGGCAAGAUUGGUCUUACUCAACGACAGAUUGAAGAGCUACUCGGACCGUUGGAUAAACUGUCUUUUAAAGAUGUGAUUAACGCUUCGAAUGCACUGAAGACAGAAAAGAGGCUGGUGAAGAAAUGUCUCAGACCUCCCUUGCCUCCUAUCAGAUCUACUGAAAACGAUGAUCUGAUAAAUGAUACAGAGACUCCCGGUGAGCUGUUUGAAGCUCCAAGAUCACCGUCUGAAGACUCAAACCGUAGUUCGUUCUCUCCUCUUGAAUGGGCGCAGUAUUCACACCGACUGGUCCCCUCCCUGGAAUCCAACCUCCGGGACAGAAUCCUGAAUUUCCGGGACGAAGCUUGGAACGAGUACCAGAACCUGGUGGUAAAGUGUUCAGAGGAGAAGGUGACAUUGUCGGUGAUAACACUGGCUAAGGGGCUGUUAGCACCAGGUGACAGGAGGUGGGAGGAGUGCACUAGACAUCUGAGGCAGAUGACGGGGCUAGAGAUGGUGCAACACAAGGCACCUGAUAUAGGAAAGGGAGUUCAAGACAACCCGUUCUCAUCCGAAAGCUGUGAUAAACUGGAAAGUAAAGUCUCAAAGUUUUACGACACCACGCUCCAGUACAGAGACAUAGCAAAGAAGAAUCCAGGAGAGAAGAUGAGAUUGAGUACAGGAGUUGCUAUAGUCCGUCCUAGAACUGACUGUUGGAUGUCUUACGAGGAGUACUUAGCUUUGACCGCGAAUGUGCGAACGAAAUUCCGCUGGGUUUACGGUACACACGAACCUUGGUGCGGGCACUUGCUGGACAAGAUACGACUGUGCAUGCCAAUGGAACUAUCCCGCAAUGGAGCAGUCUCUUUGUUCAAUAUCACGGGUCCUGAUAAUUAUAAAGAUUUGGCUGGAAUAAAAAGAGGUUCUGGAUACUCAACGAACCCAGGCGGUUAUCAUCAGAGUGGUACUAAAGUCAGACAAAACUUACUUUAAUUUGCCAUUAUCAGCAAUUAUAUGGUUUAUUAUAAUGCCAUAAAUUAAAUGAGUUAUAGAUUAUGUAUAAGACUGUGUGUUCAAGUUAUGAUACAUAUUUGAUAAAUGGUCAAUGAUGCGUUGUGAAUUUUUAACAUAGAUGCAAAAUUAGAUAAUACAAUUUUAAUGUGAUUUCAUUUGAUUUUGAUUAGUUUGAGAUUUUAGGUUUUUAGACAUUGUAAAUAUAUCACAAAGUUUGAUUAAAGAAAGGGUUACAA
Messenger RNA from Bolinopsis microptera, 2075 nucleotides. RefSeq lists its product as uncharacterized. The record is from RefSeq and is a predicted model, not a curated record. Bases 229 to 1818 code for a protein of 529 amino acids. Lineage: Eukaryota; Metazoa; Ctenophora; Tentaculata; Lobata; Bolinopsidae. The transcript is spliced from 13 exons.